AAAGCUGGUUUGCGAUCCUCCAAUAAACACGUAGAAGAAGAAGAAAGGCAUGCCUUGGCCACCCUGUGGAAAAAAGCGGGAGGCAGUGUAGGUGCUGCUGAUAAUACAUGUCAACAACAGGAAUCUAUCACAGGCAAUAUUUAACGCUUUGAUCAGGAGUCAUGCAGGCCUUUUUGAAAGGAGCGUCUGUUCAGAGUACCAGACCUCAGAAAGACAAGACAGCAGCUGGGCCCAGUGCAGAGAAGAAAGCCAAGGCUAUUCCCUGGGUAGAAAAAUACAGGCCAAAGUGUGUUGAUGAGGUGGCCUUCCAAGAGGAGGUGGUGGCCGUGUUGAAGAAGUCUCUGGAAGGAGCAGAUCUCCCCAACUUGCUCUUCUAUGGCCCUCCAGGAACAGGAAAGACCUCCACCAUCCUCGCUGCUGCCAGAGAACUUUAUGGUCCACAGCUGUACAAACAGAGGGUCCUGGAGCUCAACGCCUCUGACGAACGAGGCAUCCAGGUCGUAAGAGAGAAGGUGAAGAACUUUGCUCAGCUCACCGUGGCCGGGACUCGCCCAGAUGGGAAGUCAUGUCCGCCGUUUAAAAUCAUCAUCCUGGAUGAGGCGGACUCCAUGACGGCACCAGCUCAGGCCGCUCUGAGGAGGACCAUGGAGAAGGAGUCCCGCACCACCCGAUUCUGCCUCAUCUGUAACUACAUCAGCAGGAUUAUUGAGCCUCUGACCUCCAGAUGUUCCAAGUUUCGCUUCAAGCCUCUAGCCAAUCAGAUCCAAGAACAGCGCAUCCUGGAUAUCUGUGAGAAGGAGAACCUCAAGUACACCAAAGAGAGUAUAGCAGCGCUGGUGAAGGUGUCUGAGGGAGACCUGCGGAAAGCCAUCACCUUCCUGCAGAGUGUUGCACGCCUCAACGUCGACAAGGAGAUCACAGAGCGAGCCGUCAUUGAAAUAGCCGGGGUCGUUCCCCCCAAGAUGAUUGAAAACCUGCUACAGAUCUGCCUGAAGGGAACGUUUGAGAAACUAGAGGUUGCUGUGAGGGACAUGGUGGAUGAAGGCUACGCAGCCACACAGAUCCUGAAUCAGCUCCAUGAGUGUAUCAUAGAGUCGGACCUCAAUGACAAGCAGAAGUCAGCGAUCACAGAGAAGAUGGCGGUGGUGGUGAAGUGCCUGUCGGAUGGUGCAGAUGAGUACCUGCAGAUGUUGAGUCUGUGUUCAGUCAUCAUGCAGCAGGCCUCUGAGAACAGAUAAAAGAACUACAGCAGCACUCUCACUGGGAGAGUACCAUCAUCUGCUUCCAGCAGGACCAAGUUGUUCACUUUGUUGAUUAGACCACAGAUGUCGAGGUGUUUCUCUGUAUUUAAUCAGAAACAUAUUCCCUCCAAUCACAUUCUACAACAUCUCUGUUACUGUUAAAUAGCACAUCAGAUGUCUCUUCAUUUGCAUUCAUGUUACUCCCUACCAACAGAUUUUUGUACAGGUUUUGCAUUAUGGAAAGUAAUAAAUAGUUUUUUUUUGUA
This is a messenger RNA of Centropristis striata (black sea bass), 1507 nucleotides long. RefSeq names its product replication factor C (activator 1) 4 (gene rfc4). Gene Ontology annotation, molecular function: DNA clamp loader activity; ATP hydrolysis activity; ATP binding. Bases 162 to 1238 code for a protein of 358 amino acids. Gene Ontology annotation, biological process: DNA repair; DNA-templated DNA replication. Gene Ontology annotation, cellular component: nucleus; DNA replication factor C complex. The transcript has 11 exons. The record is from RefSeq and is a predicted model, not a curated record. NCBI's taxonomy places the organism in Eukaryota, Metazoa, Chordata, Actinopteri, Perciformes, Serranidae.